GUGUCAGGUCUAUUGAAAAGAAAGUUGAAAAGAACUGAAAACCAUUGAGCUUUUCCGAAUCAAAUCGUAUUUCACAAAUCGACAUAAUUUCGAUUCCAAUUUUCUGCACGUUGACAUAAUGCCAGUUGUGAAGGAUUGGGAUAGUGCAAAGAGCCAAGCUGAACAUUUGCAUCCACAAAUAUAUAAAUCGGAGACUGACAAGAGAGAAUAUAGGACCAUCAGAUUGCCAAACGGUUUAGAAGCUUUGCUAAUAUCCUGUGAACAUUUAACAACAUCUUCUUCUCAAGAAAAUAAGGCAGCAUGUAGCUUAUGCCUGGAUGUAGGAGAAUUCAGCAAUCCACCAGAAAUUCUGAACAUAACAUAUUUCUUAACCAUGGAAUAUAUGUAUUUUCAAAAACCCGAAAUACGUUCAGAGGUAGUAAAACAUGACGCAUAA
Acromyrmex echinatior (Panamanian leafcutter ant) is the source of this 436-nucleotide messenger RNA. Its product is annotated as nardilysin-like. Gene Ontology annotation, molecular function: metal ion binding. NCBI's taxonomy places the organism in Eukaryota, Metazoa, Arthropoda, Insecta, Hymenoptera, Formicidae. The record is from RefSeq and is a predicted model, not a curated record.